CUCCGUCAUCAUCAGAUUGCAUCCAACUCGAAACCUCCAGCCUCACAGCAAGCCUCACAGCGCAGCAUGUCUUCAACUGGCACAAGAGCUCGAAGAAGAUCAAGAUAUGGCUGCCGAAACUGCAAGAUCCGAAAAGUCAAGGCGGGUUCAUUCACCACCUCAAUUCCUCCCCAGCUGACAAGAUCAGUGCGACGAAAGCAAGCCACAGUGCAAGAAAUGUACAUCAUUCGGACUAUCAUGUACCUUCAUGUCCGAUAUAUCCGACCUCCAAACGACGGGCCAGCGGCUGGUAGUUCAACGCCCCGACACAAACGCCGUCUGGAUAUCCGACGCAUCGACGACCUACCACUUGAACGCAAGAUGUCGCGAUUUCAUCACCCGGUAUUAUCGGCGGAGCCUUGUCGCGCCGGAUGAUCCCAAGCUGGCACAGGUUAACCGCAAGCUCCUCGAUUUAGCCUUUACCUAUCCCUGCCUAACGCACGCCUCGCUAGCCGUGGCACUCACCUACGACCGCCACAUGAACGGCUCCACAGACAGCCGGCGCACGCUAGAGGAGUGCCACCACUGGUCGCAAAGCACCGUGCUGUUCAACAAGUGGCUGCGCCAGCCACUGGAACCGCAAGCCAAAGAUGCAAUCUGGGGCACGGCAGCUGCGCUGGUGAUUUCAAGUUUCUCGCCGGAUGCUUGUACCCCAGACCAGGCGUGGCCGCUCCGGACAUCGGACUCGGACCUGGACUGGUUGCGCAUGGUCAAGGGGAAGAUGGCACUCUGGGAGAUUGUUGAUCCGAUGCGGCCGGAUAGUCUGUUUAGUGGUAUGGCGGAGACGUAUGUCGAUAUGCAGGUGCCACUGCCAGAGGCGGGUAUAGAGGGGAUACCGAGUGGCUUGGUCAACUUGUGCGGACUCGACAAGUGGUCUACUGCUGCGGACAAUCCAUAUUUUGAGGCUGCCCAUGCGGUAGCCAGGAUACUGGGCAUGGAAGAUAGCGAGAUACGAACUGGCCAUGUCCUGCCCUUUAUCUAUAGUAUCCAUGGCGCUUUUGAAGGUUUGCUCCGGGACAAAGACCCCGUUGCACUGAUAUUACUCUAUUUUUGGUACCGCAAGGCUGGUCAAAUGUGGUACAUUGAACUUAGGGCUAGAGUGGAACGUCCUUCGAUCUGCGAGUAUCUGCGACGAUAUCAUGAGGGCAAUUCUACUGUCCAGGCAUUUCUUUCGGGCGGAGAGAUUGCUGAUAUUGGUAAUAUACGGGUCCAGCAAACACAGGGGGACUUUCCAGUAUUUAAUCAGACACAAGUGCUACAGAUAUCAGAUAUAAGUUAAUCAUUAACAAGCCUAUGGCCGGAGAUUGCCAAUUUGAAAUUGAAGUUGCUUCUGUAUCGUGGACUCGCUUCGCCGCUAGCUCACGAUUGAUAGCCAUCCUCGAUUCUCCUGAAGAAACAGUCUGGAAAGCUAACCAUUGUCUCAGUCUUUGCCAAUCACGAGCUCGAAUUUCCCUCGAAAAUUGACCAUCUCGGUAUGCAUUGAAACAUUCAAAAGUGGACUACCUGGUAUACUGCCCAUACCAAUGCCUCCUAGUGUCACUAAGACUGGCAGGCACGACCCGGUGGAAAGGAGUGGUACGAUAGUUGCAAGGCCGGCAUGUCUCAUUCAAAUGAACAGUAGCACGGCGAAGGCCGUGUAUACGGGACAGCAUGAAGCUCGCCCUUGUAGCAUCCAGCAUAAGUCACACGGAGCGUCGUUCGGGACUGGAUCGACGAAAGCCAGCGACACGGAAGUGUCGUCUAGGACAAUGUCGGAUGAGGUGCGAUUUUGUGCCAUAGGAGACAGAGUGCAUGACAUGCAGUAGCAUAUAUCUAACGGCUGCUAGAGCAUUAAUUAAAUGAUGCGGCUGGAAGUGCCACAGAAGAGAUGCCAUCAGCCCUGCUUCUUGCUCUAGCACAUGGGCUCGCUCCG
Messenger RNA from Aspergillus calidoustus, 1951 nucleotides. The record is from the annotation of a GenBank genome assembly. NCBI's taxonomy places the organism in Eukaryota, Fungi, Ascomycota, Eurotiomycetes, Eurotiales, Aspergillaceae.